CUAGUUUUUAAUCCACCAUAAUUCUCUUCUUCACAUCUCUUUCUCUCUCUAAAAAACAGUACAAAAAAGAAACACUCUCCCAUGGAGUUGCUCUAUCUACUGUACCUCGUCCCAACGUUGUACUCAUGUUUACUCAUCUGGAAAAUGUUGGAGGAGAGACGCGACAGGGAGUGUUACAUCUUGAACUACCAAUGCUACAAGCCCCCCAACGACCGCAUGCUGGGCACCGAAUUCUGUGGGAAACUCAUCAAACGCUCCGAAAACUUGGGUCCCAACGAGUACCGUUUUCUGUUGAAGGCCAUCGUCAGCUCCGGCAUCGGCGAACAGACUUACGCGCCAAGAAACAUCUUCGAGGGUAGAGAGGCAACGCCCACAUUGCACGACAGCAUCGAAGAGAUGGAAGAGUUCUUCAACGACGCCAUCGCCAAGCUUCUGGAAAAAUCCAAAGUCUCCCCCUCCGAGAUCGACAUCCUCGUCGUCAACAUCUCCAUGCUCUCCACUGUCCCCUCCCUCUCCUCGCGUAUCAUCAACCGCUACAAGCUCCGCCACGACGUCAAGGUCUACAACCUCACCGGCAUGGGUUGCAGCGCCAGCCUGAUCUCCAUGGACAUUGUGAAAAACAUCUUCAAGACGCAGAGGAACAAGAUGGCGUUGUUGAUCACCUCGGAGUCCCUCAGCCCCAACUGGUACACCGGCAACGACAGAUCCAUGAUCCUCGCCAACUGCCUGUUCCGCUCCGGCGGCUGCGCGAUUCUCUUGACCAACAAACGGUCCUUGAAGAACAGAGCCAUCCUGCGGUUGAAGUGCCUGGUGAGGACGCACCACGGUGCCAGAGAAGAGGCUUACAAUUGUUGUGUUCAGCGGGAAGAUGACCAGGGAAGGCUAGGGUUUCACCUUGAGAAGACGCUUCCCAAGGCUGCCACGCGAGCCUUCGUUGAUAAUCUUCGAGUCAUGGCACCCAAAAUAUUACCUGUCCGUGAGUUGCUCAGGUUUCUGUUCAUGUCGCUUAUUAAAAAAGUCAACAAGAACAACACUCCGAAGUCUGCGAUCACCGGAGCUACAAAAUCUCCGUUGAACUUCAGAACUGGGGUGGAUCACUUUUGCUUGCAUACCGGAGGAAAAGCCGUGAUCGAAGGCAUUGGAAUGAGCUUGGAUCUGAACGAGUACGACCUGGAACCGGCGAGGAUGACGCUGCACCGGUUCGGAAACACGUCGGCGGGUAGCUUGUGGUACGUGUUAUCAUACAUGGAAGCGAAGAAGAGGUUGAAGAAGGGUGACACGGUGUUCAUGAUAAGCUUUGGAGCAGGCUUUAAAUGCAACAGCUGUUUGUGGGAGGUGAUGAAAGACCUGGGAGACCCAAAUGUGUGGGACGAUUGCAUUGAUGACUACCCACCAGAGACACUGGACAACCCCUUCAUGAAGACCUAUGGUUGGAUCAACGAGGUUGAAGACCCCAACACUUACGAAAAUAUCCCUGAUUUUCUCAAGUGAUUACUGUUGCAAAAAGGGACCCUCUUCAUUCUUUAGAUCUCUCCUUACAGGCCUCUAGGGUUCAUUACCCAAUAACGUGUGCUGCUUCUAACACCGUCAAGAAGUUAGCCACACUGUCAGAAGGGUACUAUGCUUUUCUUUCUUUUUACUUUUACUUUCGUUUGCAUUAUUUGUUUCAAAUCUGUUAUAAUAACCCGUUUCUUUUUUUCUUUCACAGAAAAUCUAAUAACUUUUCUUAGUUUUUGCUCAAUUAGAUUAUGCGUUUUAUCUA
Molecule: messenger RNA, 1762 nt
Organism: Vigna angularis (adzuki bean)
Lineage: Eukaryota; Viridiplantae; Streptophyta; Magnoliopsida; Fabales; Fabaceae
Product: 3-ketoacyl-CoA synthase 12
Exons: 2
Coding region: 82-1491 (469 amino acids)
Biological process (GO): fatty acid biosynthetic process
Cellular component (GO): membrane
Molecular function (GO): acyltransferase activity, transferring groups other than amino-acyl groups
Source: RefSeq, a predicted model, not a curated record